Molecule: messenger RNA, 646 nt
Organism: Procambarus clarkii (red swamp crayfish)
Lineage: Eukaryota; Metazoa; Arthropoda; Malacostraca; Decapoda; Cambaridae
Source: RefSeq, a predicted model, not a curated record
AUGGGUCCUCAGAUCAGCACACCUGUGUACCUUGGUACAUCUGUGUACCGUGGUCCACCUGUGUCCCGUGGUCCACCUGUGUACCGUGGUCCACCUGUGUACCGUGGUCCAGCUGUGUACCGUGGUCCACCUGUGUACCGUGGUCCACCUGUGUCCCGUGGUCCACCUGUGUACCGUGGUCCACCUGUGUACCGUGGUCCAGCUGUGUACCGUGGUCCACCUGUGUGCCGUGGUCCACCUGUGUGCCGUGGUCCACCUAUGUACCGUGGUCCACCUGUGUACCGUGGUCCACUUGUAUACCGUGGUCCACCUGUGUACCGUGGUCCACCUGUGUACCUUGGUACACCUGUGUACCUUGGUAAACCUGUGUACCGUGGUCCACCUGUGUGCCGUGGUCCACCUGUGUGCCGUGGUCCACCUGUGUGCCGUGGUCCACCUAUGUACCGUGGUCCACCUGUGUACCGUGGUCCACCUGUGUACCGUGGUCCACCUGUAUACCGUGGUCCACCUGUGUACCGUGGUCCACCUGUGUACCUUGGUCCACCUGUGUACCGUGGUCCACCUGUGUACCUUGGUCCACCUGUGUACCUUGGUCCACCUGUAUACCGUGGUCCACCUGUGUACCGUGGUCCACCAGUGGACCACG